CGAAAGAGGCAGCGAGCGUGCGCGUGUGGCCGGGCGUGGCAACACUGCCUCGCUGCUCACUCAAGGGUUGGUGUCUGGACAACGUGCACCAAAAUGUACCUUAAUUAUUAUUUAAACGAGAAGGGCGAUAGGGUUUACACUAUUGCGAAGACUGAUCCAAAUGGAAAGCCAUGCUUUUCUGCCCACCCAGCAAAGUUCUCCCCAGAAGAUAAAUAUUCAUGCCAGAGGAUAAUAAUCAAAAGGAGAUUUAAAUUACUACUCACCCAACAACCUCCAGUGCGCUACUAGCACUUACAUAUGGCCUAACCUUGGGAGCAAUAAGGAACCCCAAGUGCUGUGUGAAGCAGGGAAGGACUACCAAAUCUUCAGUUGGGAGAACAACAAAAAUCUUUUCAUAAUAUCAACAAAAUAUAAAAUGUGGUUUAAAUUUAUUUAGACCAACAAAAAUUUGUUAAUUUCAUGUUGUUUCAUGUUUAAAAUAUUACAAUGUCAUUGAUGUUUUGUUCCCGAUUUGUAAUUCAUGUUAAUUUUCAAGUCGGGUGACAUGAUGUAGAUCAUUUAAGAUAAGUUAUAAAUAAAAUAUAUUGUAAAAAAAGUGUUUGAUCUUACUGAAAAGUACAAUAUUAUUGUACAUUUGAAAACUCAAGUUUCUCAAGGAAUACUGUGUCUGGUACUGUUACCAUUGUAAUGGGGUGCUGUAGAAAUGCUUGACAGUUUAUAUUGUACUCAGUCCUUACUCUAGUUAACACUUGCAACAAGAACAAAUUUGAAUAAGAAAAUGCCAUAUUGCAUAUUGUGUUUAAAGACACAUGAAAAUUCAAUAAACAAGGAAUGUUAA
Molecule: messenger RNA, 838 nt
Organism: Procambarus clarkii (red swamp crayfish)
Lineage: Eukaryota; Metazoa; Arthropoda; Malacostraca; Decapoda; Cambaridae
Gene: Nop10
Product: Nop10 ribonucleoprotein
Biological process (GO): positive regulation of telomerase RNA localization to Cajal body; rRNA pseudouridine synthesis; snRNA pseudouridine synthesis
Cellular component (GO): box H/ACA snoRNP complex
Molecular function (GO): snoRNA binding; telomerase RNA binding
Source: RefSeq, a predicted model, not a curated record